Molecule: messenger RNA, 189 nt
Organism: Aspergillus piperis CBS 112811
Lineage: Eukaryota; Fungi; Ascomycota; Eurotiomycetes; Eurotiales; Aspergillaceae
Exons: 3
Coding region: 1-189 (62 amino acids)
Source: RefSeq, a predicted model, not a curated record
AUGAAGUUCUCCAUCUUCGCUACUCUCGCCUUCCUCGGCCUUGCUCUUGCCUCUCCCGCCGCGAACUCCGCGAGCAACACUGCUACUCUUCCCUCCGGCGCAACCUGCAACAAGGACGGAAGCAUGGGCAACUGUCAAAGUGGACUCUGCGUUCAAGAGGAGAACGCCAGCACUGGAACUUGCCAGUAA